This is a messenger RNA of Thunnus maccoyii (southern bluefin tuna), 1665 nucleotides long. RefSeq names its product growth factor independent 1B transcription repressor (gene gfi1b). Bases 204 to 1190 code for a protein of 328 amino acids. Lineage: Eukaryota; Metazoa; Chordata; Actinopteri; Scombriformes; Scombridae. Gene Ontology annotation, cellular component: nucleus. The transcript is spliced from 8 exons. The record is from RefSeq and is a predicted model, not a curated record.
CAGCUAUCUUGCCUUUCGGUAGGCUACAUGUAUGACACCAAAGCAUCCUGUGAAGAAAUCUGUCGUGAUAAAUAUUGGAAAGGAUUUUUGCGACGCUCUUUCAUCCCUCCGCCGAGCUGAGCUGAUUGACUUCCAAAGGACAAGGAAAUUAUUAUUACUGCACGUUUCAUUUCUACGGGAACCUGUUAAGUUAACGGAUCAACAUGCCCCGGUCAUUUCUGGUGAAAAACAAAAGAUGCACGUCAUAUAACGUGCACCGAUCGUAUGAAGAGGAGCCGAAGGCCCUCAGAAAUACAGAAGUCCCACCAGAGGUUGAGAGCACAGACUCCCCAGACAGGCCUCAGUCAGAAGGUCAGCUUUCCCCCCCAGACAGCUGCACAUUUAAAACCGAGGAGGCAAAGCUUGAAUGCCCCUUGCCUGUUCACCCAGAGCCAACCAGACCCACUGUGGCUCCCACACAGCCAUAUUACCUAACUGAACCUCCAAUGGCAGAAUUCCCUCCUUACUACAAGCCAACGUACGCCUGGGAGCCAGUGCCCUCCUCCCUCGAGCUUCGUCAGAUGAGUUUCAGCCCCACGGUGUUACAGCAUGCCAGCAAUCUCUACGGCACUCACAUCAGCCGCAGUCCACAGCGCCAGCAGCCUCUAGACUGCAGCACACAUUACUCCCCCACCUCCAACACCUACCACUGUAUCACCUGUGACAAGGUGUUCUCAACGCCCCACGGACUGGAGGUUCAUGUCAGGAGGUCGCACAGUGGAACGCGACCUUUUGGCUGCAGCAUCUGCAGAAAAACGUUCGGCCAUGCCGUCAGUCUAGAGCAACAUAUGAAUGUCCACUCUCAGGAAAAAAGCUUCGAGUGCAAGAUGUGUGGGAAGUCAUUUAAACGCUCCUCCACUCUCUCCACACACUUGCUCAUCCACUCGGACACGAGGCCUUACCCCUGCCAGUACUGCGGCAAGAGGUUCCACCAGAAGUCUGAUAUGAAGAAACACACGUACAUUCACACUGGUGAAAAACCCCACAAAUGCCAAGUGUGUGGCAAAGCGUUCAGCCAGAGCUCCAACCUGAUCACACACAGCAGGAAACACACGGGCUUCAAACCGUUUGGAUGUGAUGUUUGUUCUAAGGGCUUCCAGCGCAAGGUGGAUCUCCGCAGGCACCACGAGAGUCAGCACGGCAUGAAGUGAAGGACAACAACAUGUAUAGGAAAAUACUCCUAAACUUAACAGAAGCAAGUGUUUAUAAAUGUACUUUCUUUUUUAAAUUAAAAAAAUAAGCUAAUAUUCAUACUAUGUAGAUCUGGUAUAUUUUGGGUGGCCUUUACAGAUACAUGUACAAGAAUGAGGGAGUUGUGAAAUCAAAUUCAGUUCGAAGGAGAUUUAACUUCAGAAUAAUAUCUUCUGUAUGAAGAAAUCAAGUAAUUAAUUAAAAUAUGUUUACUUAAUAUAUUGGAAGUAAUUUCAAGAUGUGUUUACAUGUGGAUGAGUGGGAGAUGUGCUGUCACUUAGAUUUGAAAUAUGUUUUUUGGCUUUUGUUAUAAAAAAAAAUAAGAAGAGCGUUACUUUUAGUUUCCUUUAAUUUAUUUAAAAUGUGCUUGAGCGAUGUAGAUUGGAUAAAGCCUGUACAGUAUGUGAGGUGAUAAAUGUUUUCAGCUGAAAUAAA